AUGCUGUUUUUACAAACAAACGGCUGUCUUCCCGAGUUCUUUGAUGUUCGCUUGGCAGCGUUACCUCAAAUAGCCCGUCUUUUCUCUCGUAGCUCUUUUGACGGACCAAUAAGAGAUAUGUGGGAGGUCGAAGAUAAUGUCUCCGAUACAACUUCGAAUGAAGAUAAUGCAAAUUUAAGUGAAGACCAUAUCUAUCGCAACAAUAUAUCUAGUUCAAUUUUAAGUAGAAACAAUUUCCGUGCUGUAACUUUAAGCGGAAACAAUACUUCUACGACUUUAAUUAGAUUCUCUGCUACGAAUUUAAGAGUUAGUAAUAUUUAG
Molecule: messenger RNA, 321 nt
Organism: Racocetra persica
Lineage: Eukaryota; Fungi; Glomeromycota; Glomeromycetes; Diversisporales; Gigasporaceae
Source: the annotation of a GenBank genome assembly